This is a messenger RNA of Ceutorhynchus assimilis (cabbage seed weevil), 2950 nucleotides long. NCBI's taxonomy places the organism in Eukaryota, Metazoa, Arthropoda, Insecta, Coleoptera, Curculionidae. The record is from the annotation of a GenBank genome assembly.
GAAAAAUAUACACACUUUAAAAAAAACUUUGUUCACCAAAUUAUAACUAUUUUCUAAAUAAAAAUUGCAUUGAACAGCUUUUGAUUUGUAUCGAAACUUUGAAAGAACAAUGUCUUCGAGAGUGCUGCGCAAGUUGCAAAACGAAAAAGACAAAGAAUUGCCGGAAAAUGAUAAUAUUUCGGACUUGGACAUGGAUAUGCCCAUAGGGGGUGCCAGAAAGAAGCAACUGAAUAUAAACAGAUACGAUUUGCUGAACCAACAAUCUCACUCUGAAAGCGAAGUAAAAGAAGAUGACAACGAAACCGAAGCGGCCAAAUCGUGCGAAGGCGAGCACGUACACGAAUCCGUAAAAAAGAAGCGAAAAAAACGUAAAAAGAAGUCUGGAAAACACGCCAACACUCACAGGAGUAGCGAGGAUAACGCAGAUGUUGAUGAAGUGGAAAGAUCUCUCAGGGAAGUGAACAGGCUUUUAGGUGAAAGCCCCAAAAUCCAUGUUCCUACCAAUCAAAAAUCCCAUGAUAGCGGCACCAAUCACAGGAAAUCAGUGCUUAGUGUCCAACAUAAGCACUUGAAUGCAAACAAUGAGCUUAAAAAAAUGUUUGGUUCUAAAAUUAUACAAGCAGAACAUAAACGAAAAAAUCGUGGCGCAGGUGGCUCUAGGGGCCAUCUAAAAAACACUUGGAUGGCAACUUCUCGAGAAACUGUGCCUCAAAUGGGGAAAGCUGGUUUAUCUAUGACCUUGCUAGAGAGCAAAGAUGGACUUCAAUAUUUCGCUUAUGAGCAUAGUCAAAAUUAUAGACAAGCAGAAAAUACAUUUUUAAAAGCUGUUGACAGUUUAAAUCCAGACCACAUCGUCAGUUUAAUCAAUGAAUAUCCUUACCACGUCAAUGCUCUGAUUCAACUAUCUGAUUUUUGUAAACUCAGUGAAGAUUUAUCAACAGCCGCUGAACUUAUUGAAAGGGCCUUGUACUCUUUGGAAUUUUCAUUCCACCCGAUGUUCAACGUAACCCAAGGAAACUGUCGUUUAGAUUAUCGCAGACAAGAAAAUCGCGCUUUGUACAUUACAAUUUUUAAACAUUUAACUUUCCUAGGCGGCAGAGCGUGUUGUCGCACUGCACUAGAAUUUUGCAAGCUUCUAUUAUCUUUGGAACCCGACAACGAUCCUGUUGCUAUAAAAUUGGCUAUUGAUUUUUACGCUUUGAGAGCCAAAGAGUAUCAAUGGUUGGCCGAUUUUGUUGAGGAAUUAGAUCCGGUGUAUAACUUGUUGCAGCUGCCCAAUAUGGUUUUUUCUGUUGCAGUGGCUCAUUUUUAUUUAGGUGAAACGAAUAAGGCAGAUUCAUACUUACAGAAUGCCUUAUUAAUGUUUCCUAGAGCCUUAAUGCUUCUACUCGAUAAGUGUUCAAUACAAAUCGACACCAGAGUGUCCACUCAUCAAUUUUUCAGCAACCAAAAUGAAAAAAACACACCAGCAGCCUUGAACCAAUUAAUCCUCCUCUACGUCAACCGAAACUAUCACAUAUGGAAAGAUCAUGACCUUUUACCGUGGCUAGAAAAAAACGUGCACGAAGUCCUUGACAUGGUAGACCGAAAAGAGCCAAUAGUUGAAGAAUACAAAGAAAUACGCCUCAGAAGAUUUUCAGGGCCUUUACCUUUAAGCAUAGGACGACAUAUCAUUUUGUCAGAUGACAUUAAAGGUGUGUCCUAUUCUGAUUCAACUGGACCAAUAAUGAGCUGGGAUCCUUUACCACCCAAAGACUCUAUUAAUUUAUAUACCAGGCCUCAAAGAAAUGUCAACAGCCAUAGUUCUACUAAUCCUUUUAUGAUGUUCAUUAACUCACUUAGGCCUCAAUUCAAUCCUAAUCAAUUGCAGGAAGUUUUUCCUCCUGCUCAAGAAGGUGGUCUAAUGGAUGAAGCUCAAGCUCUAGAAGACAAUGGACAAGCUCUAGAAGAUAAUGGAGAAUUGAGACGCAGUGUGGCGUCUCUUGUUGAGGCUAUGCGUGAUUUGCUAAACAACAUCAGACCGGAACAACAGCAGCAAAAUGAUGCUGAUGAUGAUGCGGGAGAUUCUCCUGAUGAGGAACCUUUGUAGAUGCAUACAAACAGAGAACCAAUAAUUUUUUUUGUAUAAGAUUGGAUAUAAUAAUGCUUCAAUUGGAAAUUGAAAUUCCCACAAUUUUGUAUUGCUAUACGCUUGUUAUUAUUGCAUGAGAACAGCGUGCAAUAUUUACAUAAUAUAAAUUUGUUGUUAGGUAAUAAUUAUUCGAAAAAAGAAUUUUAAUACUGUAUUGGUUGUGAUUAAACCUUUAUUGAUUAGUAUUUUCAAAGAUCUUCUAGUGCUGCAAAUGGUACCUUGAAGCCCAAACUUUCAUCAACAGGCGGAUAUUGAUCGAAAAAGUUAAAAUCAAUUAGAACCCUUGGCUGCGCAUAAGGAUGUCGUAUUUUAUUACGCUUGAUCUUUAAUUCUGGAGGACAUCCAUAUUCCAUUAUCGAGUAGCACCGUUGGGUAAAUUGAUUGGUCGGAUAAUAAGCCCCAUAACGUUUUCCGUCAACAUAAUAAACUUUAACAUCAAUAUUGUUUUGUUCCAAUACCCCAGAUUCCAGCAGUUUUUCGAUUUUGGCCAAAGUAAUCGGGCCCAAAUAAUUACCCCAAAUAUAAAGGUAUCGCAUUUGGGUACUUUUCUUUAUUGUAUCGAAAAUCUCGGCCAAGCCUUUGUCUUGAAUUUUGUUAUUGUGCAAAUCCAACAAUCUGAUUCUUGUAAACGGUAGUACCAAGCCAAGUGCUUGACCGCCAACAAUAGUAAUAUCAUUGGCGGAAAUUUGAAGUGCCAUUAAAGAAGGACGAGUUUUCAGCCAAUGACAUAAAAUUAGCACACCAUCAUCGCCAAUUUUAUUGGCAGUUAAAUCCAGCAUUUUCAGAUUUAUAUGGACUUUUAGGCCUCCUAAAAGUAGC